This is a messenger RNA of Tigriopus californicus, 2993 nucleotides long. RefSeq names its product zinc finger protein 652-B-like. NCBI's taxonomy places the organism in Eukaryota, Metazoa, Arthropoda, Copepoda, Harpacticoida, Harpacticidae. Bases 392 to 2827 code for a protein of 811 amino acids. The transcript has a single exon. Gene Ontology annotation, molecular function: RNA polymerase II cis-regulatory region sequence-specific DNA binding; DNA-binding transcription factor activity, RNA polymerase II-specific. The record is from RefSeq and is a predicted model, not a curated record. Gene Ontology annotation, biological process: regulation of DNA-templated transcription.
ACCACCCAACCUAACCCAACCCACUGACUCGUUCUUCAAUGAGGAAAGCGGUCAUGUUGUCUAUGUUUCUUUCCUUCUUCCCAACUCCCAACUCCCUUCUCUCCAUGGCUUAUACUAGCUUAUUCACUUCAUCCAAGCCCUGCCUUCCCUUCGCUCAUCACUGAUCGGCCAAAACGCCCGAUUUGGGCUGGAGGCCAGGCCCAGGCAGUCCUUGAGUGGGCCAGCCUCGCGGGACAGAAGUGUUCAUAGGACUGGACUGCUGGUCUAUUUUCAGCUUUGCUUCACCAGAUUUAAUUUCCGUGUUUUAUGCCAGUUCGAGGCACUUUCCGUGAAGCCCGAGUGCUGGACAGGGCCUUCGGUGUCAAGACAGACCUCCGAGGAUCGGGUUCCAAUGGAGGGCACACGUGGGAAUGGCGAUUUUCGGGUUAUGCAUGUGCCUGACGGGAUGGCUUUAACGUUGCCUGAGAACGAAUCUGAUGAGAGUAGAAAUAAUAAGCGAUUGUUAUCUCCACCGCCUCUCCAGAAUGCGGAGGUUCACGCCCCCGCCGGAGUGGAGGUGGAACAAAGGCUCUUGGGGGUGACUAAUGAUGUUUUGACGGGUGCCGUCGAUGACAAACUUGCCCACCCCUAUCAGUCGGAGGAGAAUGGCUUGGAAGAUAUUGUUCCAAGUGUCCCCCUGGGACCUAGUGCCAAGCCGGUCUCCAAUUUGCCAGAGUUUGAUCCUCACCUCAAUACUGUCGCUGAGGAUAUCUUGGAGCCAGUCACUGAUACUCCAGUCCAAGUGUUGGUUAAAGUGGCCGACAAGAUCUUUCCGCAUUUCUCUCUGGCGGAUCUGCUAUUCUUCAAAGCCACCAAUUACUCUCAGUACAACUAUGAAAAUGGCUUUGAUUUGGUUCUUCAAGAGAUUGAGGGCCUCUUAGAAGCUACCAAUCAACUCAUCAAGGAUCUGUUGGAGCCCAUUGAACACCAAAUAACAACCUCCACCAAUGACUUGACGCUAAGUCCAAAGAUGGAGCAAGUGCUUGGUAUGAGUCGACAUUGGUGCAGAAGAACUGAUCUUCAUCCCAGCCUAGCUAGUGACCUGAAUACUCUGCUUCCUCAGAAGCUCGGGGAUGUGGAAGUGAAGAAAGAAUAUAAUGUGUCCACGUUUUUAAAUUAUCACAAGAAGAAUCUCAAAGAAAUGUGUGGCCUUCAUAGCCUAGACUCAACGACUCUGUCCAAGUUGGCCUCCUCCGAUCUGGGAGCCAAUAUCAAGCAAGAACAGCAACAGCAAAAUAAGGAUAAUAAGACCUAUCCGAAGGUGCCUUUAGCUCUGUGCCAGAAAUGUGGUAAAGAAAUCCAGGAGCAGGGAGAUGUAUUCGACCAGGAUCUGGUCAUUACCCCGGAUAUCUAUGCGGACGACUUUCUCUUUCCUUCGGAAUUGGCCUCGAGAAAACGAGGUCGAAAGAAAACCACCAAAGUCACUCGAAAGCGGAAGCAGGUCAAGUAUGAAAUGGACGAUGACUUUGUCGCUCCAGAUGAUGAUGAAGGCGAUGAAGAUACCCGAGGAUUUCACAGCAACAGCAAUGGCACCGAUCCGAGUGUCAAAGCCGACCCCGACGAAUCCAACAUUUUUGAUGAGAAGCCAAUCGACUCUCGAAAUAAGGUUGACAGUGUCAUAGAUCGAUCCGAGUCCAAGGAUAAGUCCAAGGAUAAGUCCAAGAGAACGAAGUUGAAGCGCAGACCGAAAUUGGAAAUGAAUGAAGACGGCGAAUACUGUUGUAAACGUUGCAAAGAGGCCUUUAAAGAUGAACUGAGUUUCGCUCGCCACGAGACCAUUUGUAAUCCUCAGAAUGUUCCUAUCCCCAAGUACGACAAGCUGGGAGAGAACCAAUUUCGUUGCAAAUUUCGUCUGUGCAACUCCAAUCAAGUGUUCCCUUCCCUCUUCAGCCUUCGAAAACAUUUCUUUUCCACCCAUGUUUCUGAAGAGGAUCUCAAGUUCCCUUGUGAGUAUUGCGGGCAACGAUUUGCUCGAGGAGGAGCGCUUAACGAUCACAUCACGUCCAAGCAUAAGAAGAAUCACACUUGUGAAGAGUGCGGCAAGGCCUUCAAUGCUCCCAAUCGACUUCGAGAGCACAUGCUCACUCAUACUGGUGCAAAACCGUUUGCGUGUGAUUUGUGUGAUCACAAGUGUGCCAGGAGUAAUGCUCUGAAACGCCAUAAGGAGCUUGUCCACAAGAAAUUUGAGAUUGGAAACUAUUUUUGCGACAUUUGUGGCCGAAGCUUCAACCAAGAGCGAAUCCUUCGCCGCCAUAUCAACCAAACCCACGAGAAUCCCAAAGAGGAGGUUGUUCACCAAUGUCAGAGGUGUGACUACAUUGCUGACAACAAGAGCCACUUAACCCAACACAUGACCAUCCAUCACAGUGACACGGCCGAUGAUCAAUAUCCUUGUGACCAGUGCAACAAAGCUUUCCGGAUAGAGAAAUACUUAAAAUAUCACAAAAAGUACGUCCACUCGGGUAAGACCCGAAACAAACGGAGUGGAGGCCUGGGGGGUGAAGGUGACGAAGGCGGCAAUUCUCGACCCGAGAACGAUCCCGAAUCAGGCGAUGGUUCGAUCGAUCUCAUGGGAGCGAAUGGUCCACAAGAACCACAAGGGCCACAAGGGCCAUUGGUUCAUCAGAGCCUGGCACCUGUCCAACUUCUCAUCCCCAACCCUCCCGACCACCAUUCGACAGCCUCCAACUCCACCAAUGCAUCACCCGGGCCCACUCCCAACCCUCUACAGCAACAGAGGUUCAUGAGCCAUUUGCCUUACCCACCGUACUCAUUCAACUUGAAUUAAGGAGUCUCAUCUCUGAGGGUCCAUCUCGACCACUAAAAGGAUACCAUUGACCGGCCUAACACAUAAUCAGAUGCAACUUGUAGAAUCUAGUGAAUACACUAUUGGUAGGUGCUUGAAGAGUAUUAUAGGCAUUGCAGGAAAAUAUAAAUGUACAUCUUCCUGAGUA